This is a messenger RNA of Eruca vesicaria subsp. sativa (arugula), 1869 nucleotides long. The record is from the annotation of a GenBank genome assembly. Lineage: Eukaryota; Viridiplantae; Streptophyta; Magnoliopsida; Brassicales; Brassicaceae.
CACAAACUAACCCGCGAAUGUCGGCUUCUUUGCUCUCUUCUUCUCCUCUCUCACACCCACUUCGCAGAUCAUUUAACAAACGCGUCUCCUCUCUGUUCCUCUGCUCCGCCGCGAAAAUGAACGGUUCUAUACACCGUGUCCCUGGCCUCAACGGAGAAGAGAUGGACACGGUUGCUGGAAAGACCUUUGAGAGAUACGCAUUGCCUUUAGAAACGAAGAGAAACGGUAAAGGAACCACGAUUGUGUGGUUUAGAAACGAUCUUAGAGUUCUUGAUAACGAGGCGUUGUAUAGAGCUUGGUCUUCCUCUGAGACUCUUUUGCCUGUUUACUGUCUUGAUCCUCGUCUCUUCCACACCACUCACUUCUUCUCCUUCCCUAAAACCGGAGCUUUGAGAGGUGCGUUUCUUAUGGAAUGUGUGGCUGAUUUGAGAAAGAAUCUGUUGAAGAGAGGAUUGAAUCUUAUGAUUCGGAGUGGUAAACCAGAAGAGAUUCUUCCUUCUCUUGCUAAAGACUUUGGCGCUCAUACAGUGUUUGCUCAUAAAGAAACGUGCAGCGAGGAGCUACACGUUGAAAGACUUGUGGAUAAGGCUUUGAAAGGGGUUGGGAAUGGCACUAAGCUUCAGCUUAUCUGGGGAAGCACAAUGUAUCACAAAGAUGAUCUUCCUUUUGAUGUUCUUGAUUUGCCUGAUAUCUACACUCAGUUUCGUAAGUCAGUGGAAGCCAAGUGUAGGAUCAGAAGCACCACUCGCAUUCCACUUUCUCUAGGACCAACACCUUCUGUUGAUAACUGGGGAGAUGUUCCAACACUUUCUCAACUUGGAAUUGAGACACAAGAGGUGACAAGAGGAAUGAGAUUUGUGGGUGGUGAAAGUGCAGGAGUAGGCAGAGUUUUUGAGUAUUUUUGGAAGAAGGAUCUUUUGAAAGUGUACAAAGAGACAAGGAAUGGCAUGUUGGGAUCUGAUUACUCAACUAAAUUCUCUCCAUGGCUUGCCUUUGGGUGUAUCUCUCCUCGGUUUAUCUAUGAAGAGGUUCAAAGAUAUGAAAGAGAAAGAGUAGCAAACAACUCAACAUACUGGGUGUUGUUUGAAUUAAUAUGGAGGGAUUACUUUAGGUUUCUUUCAAUCAAGUGUGGCAACUCCUUAUUCCAUCUAGGUGGUCCAAGAAAUGUGCAAGGGGAAUGGAGUCAAGAUACGAAGCUAUUUGAGUCUUGGAGAGAUGGCAAGACAGGGUAUCCUCUUAUAGAUGCAAACAUGAAGGAGUUGUCCACUACAGGUUUCAUGUCAAAUCGAGGCAGACAGGUUGUUUGUUCGUUUCUUGUGAGGGACAUGGGCUUGGACUGGCGCAUGGGUGCUGAAUGGUUUGAGACAUGUCUUUUGGACUAUGAUCCUUGUUCUAACUACGGAAACUGGACCUAUGGAGCAGGAGUUGGUAAUGAUCCAAGAGAAGACCGUUACUUCAGCAUUCCCAAGCAAGCACAGAACUAUGAUCCAGAAGGAGAAUACGUUGCAUUUUGGGUGCAGCAGCUGCGUAGGCUUCCAAAAGAGAAAAGGCAUUGGCCUGGGAGAUUGAUGUAUAUGGACACAGUUGUGCCAUUGAAGCAUGGUCAUGGUGGUGGUAAUGCUCAAACGUCUCGUGGGUCAAAGUCUCGUAAUGGUUUCAGAGAUAAUAAUAGCAGGAGACGUUGAAGACACAACAAUGGUCCUUGGAGAAACUAUUGUUCACAAUAAUUUGUAUUAUCAUUACACGUUUCAUUUAAAAUAUGUAACAAACAUCUUGUUGUAAGUUGUAAUGCCUCUUUCUUAACUUCAAAUUUUUGGGUUAUUAUUCACAGAAAUAUUGAAAUUGUUAGUUGUUCUAUGUGAAAAUGGG